AUUCAGUUGGUAAACUUAAGUUGUGCGGUUCGGACGUGAUCUCUUGAUUUGUCGGCUAGUUGUAUACAAAAAAAAACACAAACCGGUUACCAUGGGUUUUCUAUUAUUCGCUCUCAUCUUGUACAUUAUCUGGGAUGUUAAUUAUUUCCUACGUUGCGUUUUCACCGUCUUUGCGGGCCGCCUGUUCCAAAGUAAGCGGAAAGUUACCGAUACAACAACAAUAUAUGGCCUCUGCACCUCCCAGGAUGUGGACAUUUUCAUCAAGCACAUGAACAAUGCCCGCUAUUUGCGCGAGCUGGACUUUGCCCGUUUCCAUUUCUAUGCCCUGACCGGUAUCUAUGAAAAGAUCCGUGAACGUCGUGGUGGUGCCGUGCAGGGUGCCUCCAGUGUCCGUUAUCGUCGCACCAUUCCCAUCUUCCAUCCAUACAAAAUUCAAACCAAACUGAUUUGGUGGGACGAUAAGGCCAUCUAUUUGGAACAGCAAUUUGUUACCUUGACCGAUGGUUUCGUUCGUGCCGUCGCCAUGUCCAAACAAUGCAUUACCAACUGUAAUGUCAUGGAGAUUAUGAAGACAUACCCCGAGGCCGGUAAACGUCCCGAAAUGCCAGGGGAGUUGAAAUUGUGGUUAGAUGCCAUUGAGGUAUCCAGCCAAAAAUUGCGUAAAGAUAAAUGAGACUGUGCAGUAUCUGUACAAAUUAAGUUAGGUUAGUGAUAAUUUACUGUAAUAUAUUUUGUAUAAACAUUGUCGGGAUAACUCUUUUUUGUACUUACAGUUUUGUAAAUAAAUAUUUGAUGAAAAUAUGUA
Molecule: messenger RNA, 805 nt
Organism: Musca domestica (house fly)
Lineage: Eukaryota; Metazoa; Arthropoda; Insecta; Diptera; Muscidae
Product: protein THEM6
Exons: 3
Coding region: 92-673 (193 amino acids)
Source: RefSeq, a predicted model, not a curated record